Molecule: messenger RNA, 2031 nt
Organism: Portunus trituberculatus (swimming crab)
Lineage: Eukaryota; Metazoa; Arthropoda; Malacostraca; Decapoda; Portunidae
Gene: Tim10
Product: mitochondrial import inner membrane translocase subunit Tim10-like
Exons: 4
Coding region: 395-685 (96 amino acids)
Biological process (GO): protein insertion into mitochondrial inner membrane
Cellular component (GO): mitochondrial inner membrane
Source: RefSeq, a predicted model, not a curated record
CAGCAGCAGCAGAGCAGACGAAACUACUCCGCCCUCACAUGGUCCUCUUUCAUAACCCCUUCAUGUUUUCCUUGUUCCUGAGCUACACUAAGGCCACAUGUUGACGUCCAAGUGGUCAAAGAUAGCUGUUGGAUGGUGAGGGGGCAACAGUCAUUGUGGUCGGUGUUGGUGGCUUCGUGUUCACCAAGCAAACCAUUGAGCAGCAGCGGCGAGAGUCCAUGAAAGUCAGAGAGCGCAUGAGGAACGCUAACACUGGUGACUACGAGACAAAGCGCUCCUUCACUGGAUAGACACCACCCAUCCACCCACACACCUGCUCACCACCCCAGUCAUCCGGUCACCAAUCCACGUGUUUAUAACUUGCUUGCAGGAUCUGCAGGACCAGUGAGGCACCAUGGCAGGCCUUCCCGCCCUCAACGAUGAACAGAUGAAGCUGGUGCAGGACCUGGAGAUAGAGAUGUUGUCUGACAUGUACACCAGGAUGACCAACUCCUGCCACACCAAAUGCAUCCCUACCAAGUACAAGGACGCUGAAAUUGGGAAGGGAGAGGCGGUAUGCAUAGAUCGGUGCGUGGCCAAGUACUGGGAGAUCCAUGAACGUGUCGGUAAGAAGCUGCAGAAGAUGUCCUCGCAGGAUGAAGAGUCCUUGAAAAAGAUGAUGGCAGAGCAGGGGGAGGUGAAGUAAGGUGUGACGCUAUGCUGUGCUGUUAGUGUUUGUAUAUGAGGUAGAUCAAAGGGUGUACAGGGAAUUGUUGGCAGUUGACUCUCUGUUGGGGUUUAUAAAGGUGACAAGAUUGAGUUAUGUUUGGAGGUAUGCAGAAAAGACUAGAAUGAGCUGAAAAAUUAUAUAACUUAUCUAGAAUGACCUGAAAAAAUUAUGUAGUUGUCUAGAGAGAGAUGAAAAAUUGUGUACUUGUUUAAAAUGAGGUGAAAAAAAUUAUAUACUUGUCUAGAAUGAGCUGGAAAAAAUGUACUUGUUUAGAAUGAGCUGAAAAAUUCUGUACUUUAGAAUGAGCUAAAAAAUGACAUACUUAUCUAGAAUGAGCCCCAAAAUUACAUACUUGAAAAUUAAUAGGGGGGAUGAGAAGUAAUGAUCCAUUGAAAUUUGUAUAGAACUUAAAUUUUCCCAGUUCGUCAAGAUUUAGAAGGAAGAUAGUGGUAAUACCUUUAAUGUAAACAGUUGUGUAUAAUUAUGUAAAUGACACUUGAAUAUAUCACCUUUGUAUAAUUAGAGACUUGAGUUGGUUUUUAUUUGAUUAAGUAAACAAUGAGCCAGCAGGUGAUAUUAGCAUUGCCUCACACCACCACUCACCACUCUGACUCAUGUGCUUGUUAUCAGGGAAGGCAGAGGUCUAGGCUGACUAUCCUUGCCAUUCAUUGAGGAAGGCAAAGUGAAGAAUUGUGUUUGCUGCAAUGGAGUUUUAGAAGUGGUAAACAUGUGAGGUAUAUGAAAUUGAUACUAUUUAUUCAUCAUUUUACUCUAUACUGAAAGAUCUCUCUCUCUCUCUCUCUCUCUCUCUCUCUCUCUCUCUCUCUCUCUCUCUCUCUCUCUCUCUCUCUCUCUCUCUCUCUCUCUCUCUCAUAACGUCGGGUAUCACAAUCACAAAAGUAUGAACCACAAUUAUGGAAUAGUGUACUUGUCAUCUUUUGCUAAUGUUAACUUUUUUUUUACUUUGAAUAUUCUUGUUACUAGAUAAUCUGCAACACAACAUCAGAUAUUAAAAGAAAAAUAUGAACAAAAUUAUAAUAUUUUACUUUAAACAAACCUUUACUGUUCAACAUGUUCUAACUUUUUUUCUUUUCAUUUGUUUAUUUAUUUUUUACUAUUAUUUUUUUUAUAUUUGUUUAUUUUUUUCAUGACUUGUAUAUAGAAACCAAAAAUCUGCUUGAAUGUAGAGAACUGUUCAUAAAGUGUUAAAGUGACUUGUUAACUGUUAAGGGGAAGUGAUGGCUGAAGACUGACCAGUGUUUGUAUAUUGGCCUGAAGAUUGUCAAUGAUGCAAGACUGGUGAUUAAACUGUUUGUUAUAUA